GGGCAUCAUGGGGCCCCUGUGCCCCUGUGUCCUUGCCCAAACUCAAAAAAGUCUAUGAAAAAGAAUGGGAAAUACAAAAACAAAAAUAUAAAAUCACAAAUAUUUUAUCACAAAGUAUAAUUAAAAUGCCAUCUAAACUUUUCUAAAAAUGUCCAAUACAGAUCAGGGGCGGACUGACAACUCAUGGGGCCCCCGGGCAAUAGGGGAUCAUGGGGUCCCUGUGUCCUUGCCCAAACUCAAAAAAGCCUAUGAAAAAGGUACUGGGGGCAUCUCAUGGAGCCCCCUACUGACCCCGGGCCCUCGGGCAGUGCCCGAGUUUCCAAAUGGUCAGUCCACCCCU
Molecule: messenger RNA, 340 nt
Organism: Staurois parvus
Lineage: Eukaryota; Metazoa; Chordata; Amphibia; Anura; Ranidae
Source: the annotation of a GenBank genome assembly